AUGCCGAAGUUGUUCCUUUUGCUGUAUGUGACACUGUUCUACCAUGUGUCACAGUCAUUGGGUCGCAUCAUUGCCCUUCCGACGGGGAGCGACGCUGGCUCCAUUGAACUCUCUGGUGAACCAUUUCCCUCUGGGGACGUCGCACUGGUAGUCAACGACACGGCCAUUGCCAACAUCAUGCCUACCGUAGUUAAGAUGGUAAAUAAUAUGCUCGGUAAGUACACUAUUCCGUCACGGGAGGUAAAUGGCAUUCAGUUGGGUGAUAUUCCCAUUACUGGCAUAAAAAUCGGAAACAUUUCCCUCGAAAUAAAGCAUCCGAACAAGCUUGUGUUGAAUGUGACUGAUAUCGUUGCAGACGCGGAGGACACAACCUUCAGCAAGAGUUUGGUGAUUACCUCAUGUAGAGGGAAGGUCCGAGCAUCAGUUGCGGUUUCUAGCGCUUCCCUUGUGUUGGGCCUUUCCGUAGAUGAUGACGAAAAACUGAAGAUAACCGUUGACGAUAUGAACGUUCGGUUCGCCAAGUUAAACUUAACGCCAAAGUUGGUCAAUUGGUGCAUGGUGUUCGAUAACUUUAUAAUCAAAUUCAUUAAACAGCAGGAGGGAAGCAUUAUGGGCAACCUGCAGGGGGAGAUUCCACGGGCGGCAAUGGGUCCACUGGAAGAAAAAUUGAACGAUUUUAUUGCCACAGCACCUCUUGUUUUCCCAGAAAGCCCGAAAAUUACCGAUGGGGAGUUGCAGGUUUUGGUGACAAUUGUUGCUCCAUCCCCGGGAGGGGGGUCGAAUUCGUCCGCCAAGACUCCUCUACUUGACGUGCCCUUUCCCGAAAGAAGCUUCGGUGUAGUUGCUUCCUUUACUGCUGUAAACACUGUCUUGGUCCCUCUCGUUAAUAAAAGUAUUGUGAAAUUUACCAAAAAGUUCGCCCAGGAGUUUAACACCUCUUUGAUAAGUGCCAUGUACCCCGAGGCUUACCUUCUCUGUCCAGAUUGCCCCUUCAUGGUUUCAGUUAAGGCGGAGACUGCGGUGCAUUUGGAACCCGUAGGUUUGGAUAGCCUCAUUCUCCAUCUUUUAGGCAUCCGACUGGCGUUGGAAAUGAAACCCCCUGAAGGUGAUCCCAUUCCCGCGAUGAGACUACUGUGUAACACGACAGUUUCUCUGUCAAGCCUUUAUUUUGACUCCAGCGGUGCCAUCCCUUUGGAAAUGGAUUUGCUUGACCUGGCGAUUGAUGUAGAAACUUCAAAUAUUGGAGCGAUUGAUCAGCUCACGCUGAACGACAUACUUUCGAGGGAGCUCAGAGACAAGGUAAUCCCUGCGGUCAACGAGAAAAUCUCAACGAUAACGAUUUUUGAUAACACCACAGAACCGUUGCUGAACGUUACCAGUGAGUCGAUUACGUUCGCGUUGAAUGUGCCGCGUGGAAACUCUUCAAAUGAGACCUCAUUAACGACCGUAUGA
Messenger RNA from Trypanosoma brucei brucei TREU927, 1452 nucleotides. It is a transcript of the gene Tb927.4.810, whose product is annotated as expression site-associated gene (ESAG) protein, putative. NCBI's taxonomy places the organism in Eukaryota, Euglenozoa, Kinetoplastea, Trypanosomatida, Trypanosomatidae. Gene Ontology annotation, molecular function: lipid binding. Bases 1 to 1452 code for a protein of 483 amino acids. The transcript has a single exon. The record is from RefSeq and is a predicted model, not a curated record.